AUGGAGAAAUCUACUUACACAGAACACUUUGAAGAUUGCAUUCUGGACAUUCUUGGGCAGACGGAGCGCAUCAACCGGCUCUACACUCAAAUCACCCUUUGUUUCCCAGUCUCUAGCGACUCUCCAACCUUGCGCACAGAGAUCGUUGGCACGUUGGAACGUGGACUUGUGCAACUGGAGAACGAGUUCCCAUGGAUCGCUGGCCAUGUCGUCCAAGAAGAGAACAUUUUCAAAAUCAAGACCCUAAAGACUGCACCGAAACUAGUGGUGAGGGAACUGCAAGACGAUGGGACUGUAUUGACCUGGGACGAGCUGAAGGGAGAAAGGUUUCCAUUCCGUAUGCUCGAUGAAGCUGACUUUGCACCUUGCAAGACUAUGGUAGAGCCUGGAUCAGAACGACCGGUCUUACUGGUCCAAGUAAGCUUUGUGAAAGGCGGCGUCUUCCUCACGUUCAACGCUCAGCACGGGAGCAUGGACAUGGCGGGUCAGGGACAGGUUAUCACACUCUUUGCAAAGGCAUGCCGUGGAGAAAACUUCACGGAUAGCGAGUUGAAGAUUGGAAACAUGCAUCGGACGGGCCAGAUUCCUUUACCUGACUCCAAAGAGCCGGAUGAUUCUGAAUCACGGGAUUCCAGACCAGAAGAGGUUGGUCGAGAUAUGGAAGCCAGCGAGGCAACACGGAACGCCUCAAUUGCUACGCCUUCGAGUGAUAUCGAAUGGGCCUACCUCGAAUUCCCCGCUGCCUCAUUAGCCAGCCUCAAAACACUCGCCAGCCAGAAUCUCACAGCAGACGCCGCCUUCAUAUCAACAGACGACGUCCUAAGCGCUUUUAUCUGGCAGUCUAUCACCCGCGCACGGCAGCCACGGCUAGAUAGCCCACGAUCAACGCCCACGACACUCACUCGCAACGUCGACGUGCGCCGCCAUUUUGAUCUGCCACCCACGUAUCCCGGAUUGAUGACGACCGCAACAUGGCACUUUUCCUCCGUGAAUGAUCUAGUCCACCAGAGAUCAUUGGGUGCCGUCGCUUCGGAUCUCCGCGCGGCUUUGAAUCCCGACAAACUCAAGUACCAUGCGCAGCUCCAAGCCAGAACAAUCUCACAGGACAAAAAGACUGCGGCGCAGAGGAGCGUUGCUGCUUUGAGCAACCCUUCUUUCGACGUGAGGCUCAGCUCGUGGGCGAAGGAGAAGAUGUAUGAUUUAGACUUUGGCCCUUGCCUUGGACGGCCGGAAGCGGUGAGGAGAACCAGGUUUUUGGAAGGUGCCAGAGAGGGCUUGGUGUAUUUCCUCCCCAAGGGCAGGGAUGGGAGCAUCGUGGUUGGGGUAUGUCUUAGGGAGGACGACAUGAAGCGGAUGAGAAUAGAUGGGGAAGUUGUUCGAUGGUCAAGCUGGAUCGGGUGA
Messenger RNA from Diaporthe amygdali, 1401 nucleotides. Its product is annotated as Trichothecene 3-O-acetyltransferase. NCBI's taxonomy places the organism in Eukaryota, Fungi, Ascomycota, Sordariomycetes, Diaporthales, Diaporthaceae. The transcript has a single exon. The record is from RefSeq and is a predicted model, not a curated record. Bases 1 to 1401 code for a protein of 466 amino acids.